AUGCUGUUGGCAGGAAACGACGCCGACCUCCCGGUUGGGCACACGAACGCGUGCACCGCUGCUCUAUGCAACAGCAACGUUGGUACCGCCACCAAUACGAAGUCGUCGGAGGCGCUGGCGGUUGAAGAAGCGCUUGCACGAGCAGCGGAGCGGACGGCGGUUGCUGCUGCUGCUGCUGGAAGCACCGGCGCUGCUGUCGCAAGAGCUAGUCCAGUGGAGAAGCGGGGCGGGGGGGGGGAAUGGACAGAGGCGAUAGAACAGCUGGAAAAGGAAAGGGGCGGAGGGCAGACACCGAGCUUGGGUGCGUUUGAGAGAGCGAUACAGGCCUUGGGAGCAGGUAGAAAGUGGGCGGAGGCCGUGGGGUUGAUGAGCGAAGUCGAGGAGGCAGGAAUGGUACCGGGCGAGGAUACCUACAGCGGAGUGAUCAGAGACUGCUGCAAGAGUGGGCGGAUAGAGGAGGCAACACGCAUGCUGGACGCCAUGAUCUCCAAGGGCUACAAACCUCCCCAGGGGGUGGUCAACACCGUGCUGGACACGUGCACCACGCGCAAAAACACGCGAAAAGUGACGAAGGUGUUGCUAGCGAUGAGAGCCCAAGGGCUGGACGUCGAUGACGCCACGUACCGGAAAGCGAUGAAGGCGUGCGCGAUGGCCAACGAUCCGACGCAGGUUGUCGGCGUGUGGGAACUGUUCGUCGGCAAGGGGAGAGUCGUGACAGACGUUGCUGCCGCAGAGGUCAGCAGGGUCGCAAGGGCCAUGGGCUCGCUAGGGGACUGGAAGGGUAUCAUUGGUCUCCUGGGAACCAAGUCGACGGCCGGUGGAGGGGCCCUCCCUGAUCUGGACCGACUUAGCUACAAUUGGCUAGUGUCGGCGCACGCGCAGCUAGGAGACGCAAAAGCGGUGCUGGCUACCAUCGAGGACAUGGGUCGGAAUGGGCACCCUGCAGAUGCCGAUACUUACUCCCUGGCGUUCAAGGCCUUCGUCAAGAGCCGAGGGCGGCACUGGGGUGCAGCGUUAGACGUCUUCCGGGCGAUGCAGUCUUCGUCGGCAGAGACGACGCCAAGGAGGGUUGGUGGUUGCGUUGUCGAGGGGGAAGGGGUAGGCGUGGCUGAGGUAGAAGCUUCGGCGGAAGUCUCGAGCGAGCUUUUGAGCACCGAUGUUUGGUGCAAAACCGUCACCACGGUUGCGCAGGGAUCUCCACCGAGGAAGACGUUGUCGGCGGCGCUGUCUUUGAUGGAAGAGGCACAGCAGGCGGGGGUAGAGGUGGAUGCAGCCACAACGGAUGCUGUCCUCACGGCCCUGGGAAAGGCUAAGGGGAAAGACGAGAAGCUGCUGGCGCUCUUCCGGCAGGCGGAAGAGAGAGGGUUGAGGCUCAAGCGCCAGAGCUACGCCUGGGCGGUGGUGGCGUACAAGAGGUGCGGCAAGGCCAAGGAGGCUCUCGACUCCGCCUUGUCUUUUUCGGAGCGAGGGAUCGUGAUGCCUGUCGUCGGGUGGAACGCAGCCAUGCACGCCGCGAGCGUCACUGGGGAGCCGGGCAAGGCGCUUGAGCUUCUGGAGGAGGCCAAGUCCAAGGGUGUUAAGCCGACGGAAGUGACGUACGCCACGGCCAUCGGUGCCUGCGCUAAGGCCACCACGAACGUCAAAGCCAAUGCUCGAAAGGCCGUGUUACUGUUGGAAGAGAUGGAAGCGGCGGGAUUAGAACCAUACCCUCCGGCGCACCAGGCGGCGCUCACCGUACUGGCGGCCUCGGAAGGGCACAGGGCUGCCAUGGACCUCCUCGCCAAGAUGCGGGAAAAUGGGACACGCUUGACGUCAGCGAGCUACAGCCCUGCCCUGAAAUCAGCAGCCCAGGUCGGAGAUUGGCGGAACGCGAUCGCCCUGAUAGACGUCAUGACCAGGGCCAGCGUCACCGACAAGGACGCCGGGCCCGACGUGGUCUGCUUCAACUAUGCCAUGACUGCCUGCGCGAAAGCGGGAGAGUGCGAGCUUGCUCACAGGGUCUUGAGCCGCAUCCAAGCGUGUGGUCUUGCUGCGAACCUGGUGUCGUACGGGAUUUGUAUGGACGCCUACGCGAAGGCGGGACUGUGGGAAAAGGCGCUGGAACUCCUGGCGGAGGCCCGAUCGCAAGGCCUCUCCCCGAACAUCGUGACCUUCACCACGGCCGUUCGAGGCCUGGCUUGCAACGACUGGGACAAGGCGGAAGAGAUCCUGUCGAUGAUGAAGUCCCGCGCUAUCAAGCCCAACGAGGUUACCUACACCGAGCUCAUCAGCAUCUGCGGCAGGUCGGGAGACGUCCACCAAGCCCUGGCACAGCUGGAAAGAGCCCGUCGCAACGGGCUGUCGCCUAACCUCAUCAACUACAACGCCUGCGUAGACGUGUGCGCGAAGACGGGGGAGGUGGACAGAGCCUUGGCUCUUCUCGAACAGAUGCAGACGUCCGGGGACCCUGCACUCACGCCAGACCUCGUAACGUUCAACUCUGUGAUCAACGCCUGCGCCAAGGCGGGGGACUGGGCGCUGACCCUGUGGCUCUUCAGCGAGAUAAAGGCGGCGGGGCUCAAGGCCGACAUCCAGUCCUUCAACGCCGCCUUGGACGCCUGCACGAAGGGCUCCAAUCCCGAGGCCGCCCUGGCCCUGCUGAAGCGGAUGAAAUCGCAGGGCUUAGAGCCGGACGCCAUCUCUUACCAGUCGGCGAUCUUGGCGUGCCGGGCGGGAGGGGACGGCGCGAGCGCCGUGAUGCUCUUGAGAGACAUGGAACAGCAAGGGCUGGAACCGAGGGACGCCGACUACAACCUUGUCAUCGAGACGGUGGGGAGGGAGGGGGACUGGGCGGGCGCGCUGGAACUCCUGAAGAGCAUGAAGGCGGAGGGGAUAGCGGCGGAUGCCUACACGUACGGGGCCGCUGUUGGGGCCUGUGCAAAGGGGCGUAACCCUGACCUGGCCAGAGCGUUGCUGGAGGAGAUGAAGGACCUGGGGCUAACCCCGACCCGCUUCUGCUGGAACUCUAUCAUCAGCGUGCACUCAAGAACAGGAAACACAACAGCGGCUAUGACCUUGAUGGACGAGAUGAAGCAAAGCAUGCCAUGCGACGAGACCACCUUCUCCGCCAUGAUGCACGGGUGCGCCCAGACGCGCGACUGGGACGCGGCCGGGCGCCUGCUCGAGGAAAUGAACGCGGCGGGGCUCAAGCCGAACGACGCCUGCUACUACACCCUGCUCGUCGCCGCUUGCAGGGCCGGAGAGCUCAGGCUGGCCGAGGGGCUGAUCAAGGGCAUGCGCAAGGACGGCGCGGCGCCGGACUUGUAUUCGUACACCACCCUCUCGGCGGCCUGCGGGAGGUUUCACGAUUGGCGCAUGGCCCUGAGGCUAAUUGAGUCGAUGAAGAUCGACGGGAUUCCGGCGACGAAGAAGAUCUACGCCGCCGCCCUCGCGGCGUGCGGACGUGGGGAGGCGGAGAUCGCGGAGAUCUUGCUGGAGAUGAUGAGGAGUCAGGGAGUGGAACUGGACGACGUCGGCCGAUCACACGCUUUAGUGGCAUUCGGGAGGGGGGGCAGGCCGGAUAAAGCGCUUGUCCUCAUGGAUGACAUCAGGGAGAAAGGGCCACCGCCAAAUCUGCAAUGCUUCAACGGUGCAAUAGAAGCCUGUGCCCUAGCGGACGACAUCGAUGGAGGGAUCUCUCUCCUGGCCGAGAUGGGCCGCGCCGGCAUCGUUCCCAACGGUGUCAGCUUCCGGUCGCUCGUGAGUGCCUGCGAGCGCAAGGACAAGCCAGAUCUCAAGAAGGACCUUCGAGAGGCCAUGUCUAGGCUGGGAUUGAAGCCGUGAUGUGCUUGUUGUCCGGGUGCGUGCGUUGUAGUGCCAUCUAAGUGUUGUGGUCGGGCUGCUGAGGGAACGCUGAUAGUCGUGUGUGCGAUGUGUGUUCGGUGUUGCUACGUGCAGCUCCGUGAAGGUUGAAACAGCCAGGUUUUCCGCAAAAAUCAGGUUCAUGGUCGAAGGUCAUCGAGACGAGGUUCGUUAGUUUGUGUUGGGGACUUGCUCUAUAUGUGUGAGUAUCGUCGCGUUUGGAGUAUCAGCCGCGGGCAUACUGGUUGAAGGCCACAUGAUUUGUUGUGGUAUGCGUUGAACGAAAAAAAUCCUUCCACGGACAACUCCCCAGAGGCUUU
This is a messenger RNA of Ectocarpus siliculosus, 4160 nucleotides long. Lineage: Eukaryota; Phaeophyceae; Ectocarpales; Ectocarpaceae. The record is from the annotation of a GenBank genome assembly.